AUGAAUGCAUGGCUCCUUACGUGGCUGGCGGUGGUCCUGGCAGUUGUUGAGCCCGUAAGCGCCAACAGCUGCACGGCCGCCGAAAUCCCAAACCUGCUGGCGAACCAUGCCACCACCACGAGUUGCUGGACCGUGAUUGUGGUGAACCGGCAGAAGGUUGUAUAUGAUGUGACACGCUUGCUGUCGAACCACGAGGGCGGCCGCAGAGUGAUUGAACAGAUGUGUGGGCUUGACGGUUCCAUUGGAUUCUGGUGUGUUCACGGCCUGGAAGACCUGCAGGAAUCCAUUGCGGACGGCGACGCCACGGAAAUCUGCAGGACUGCGGUUUCGAUCCCGGCUCGACGUCUGGAUGGCGAUGACGAUGACGAUGACGAGGACGAGGACGAGGAUGAUGACGAAGGCAUGCGCAACAAUUGUGCGGUUGGAGGCUCCCUGCCUGCAGCCCCUGCGACUGCCAUCCAAGCCUCUGAGGUAGCUCAGCACAAAUCUUCCGAUGACUGCUGGACCAGUAUGGAUGAUGGAAGUCGAAAUGUUGUCAUGGAUGUGUCCCUGUACACCCACUAUCAUCCCGGUGGCAAGGCUUAUGUCCUGUCCAUGUGUGGCAAAGAUUCAACAGCAUCAUAUCGGGCCUUUCAUCCGUUUUCCUACUUGGGCCAAGGGGUGAACCAUGGCUACAUCAUCAUGAAGGGCAAUCUGCAAGGCAGUUACCCGGCACCUGCGCCAGUCCCUACCACGACGCCAUCUGGAAGUCCGAGCCCAAGUCCAUCGGGUCCCAGUCAGUACACCUCGAUCACGGCCUCGAUGCUGUCUGCUCAUGCCAGUCCGAACGAUUGCUGGGGCCGGAUUGGCACUUGGGUGGUGGACAUGACCGCAUUACGCAGCACGCAUGCGGCUGGUAGUUCAAUGCUUCUGUGUGGCCAGGACGUGACCACCUCCUUCAGAAGCAUCCAUGCUGAUUCCUACAUCUCGCGAAUGCCGGUCAUGGGAACCUAUGAUGCCACUAUCAACCGCAAUCCUACGCCAAGUCCAACCUCGACGACAGCGCCGGGAGCACCAACACCAACCCCUCCACCUUCGAACAUUGGAGGGGGGACCUCUGUCCUGAACCCUACAGUUCCGACGGAGAACGUGAACCUGAUCUCGAGCUCUGAGAUGUCUUGGCACUCAGUUCUGUCAGAUUGUUGGCUGGCCAUGCGUUGCAAGGUGUACGAUAUGACCAACUACAUACCCUUCCACACAGGAGACCGGUACACUCCACCAGGAGGGCAAGGGGCCAUCGAGAAGCUUUGCGGCACAGAUGCAACCGCAGCCUUUGAAGCCAUCCACCCCAUCUCUUACGUUGACCUGUCCGUGCGUUCUGGUGCUUUGGUUCUUGGUGACCUAGCUGGCUGCGGAAGUUCUCCAGUGACUUCAGUUACUACCACCACCACCGCCUUGAUGACCACAGUUCAGAAUGCAACCAUGUGGUAUAAUCUGAGCUUCCCGAAUCUGGUCGCCUCCAGCUAUGACCUCACUAGCGCGCAGACAUCGGCCUCGCUCGCGAUCAAGGUGCACGAUGCCAUGGCAGCCCAGGGCCUUGCAAACGUGAAGGUCGUCGUCUCCAACCUGCGACCAGGUUCCAUCAAAGCCACGGUCGGGUUUCAAAUGGCGGAUGUCGGCCAGCUGGAUGCCGUGAGGCUCUUUGGCACGAAGCUGAACACCGUCUCGUGGAUGGGUGACACGGCCACGGUGGAAGGCACCCCUCAGCUGGAGCUUAGCUAUGCAGGUUCCGGAGGGCCGGCUCCCGCACUUCCCUCAAGUUUGCCGGUCUACACAAUUCACCAGGUUCAGGACCACAACACCGAGAUGGACUGUUGGAUGGCUGUGCAUGGAAAGGUCUUCUCCUUUGUGGGGGCGGCCAAAGCUCAUCCCGUCGGCAGCUUCUUGUCUUUGGGUCUUUGCGGGGUGGAUGCCACAGCCACGUUCGACUUGCAUCAUCCCAUGAGCUACCUGACAAAGCCUCUCCUGAGCCGGAUUGGAGGAGGCCAGAUUGGCACCCUCUCUUCCGCGUCGGCCAUUGACGCGUCCAAGACCUACCCGCGGCCCUCGCCCAUCCAGGUGUUGCCGAACAUCGAGGUGACGCUCACGGGCGGCUCCACGGAUUUCUUGCAGAGACACAACAAGGAAGCGGAUUGCUGGAUGUCCGUCUACGGAAAUGUUUACGCCUCCGAGGGCUUGUUGGCACAACAUGACGGUGGCCGGGCCAACGUGGCCGCUCUUUGCGGGCUCGAUGCAACAGCCUCUUUCGACUGCGUGCACGGACCUGAUGAGCUCCAGGAGGCAAUUGACGAUUAUGGCAUCACGAAAGUUGGGACCACGACGACAAUUCUGGGACGAGGUUGCACCUUCCAGCUUCCUGCAGGAAUGCUUCCAGACAGGUUGAUCGCUUGGGAGGAGCUGGCCAUGCAUUCUACGACUCAGGACUGUUGGAUCCUCCUUGGCUCUGAAGGCAUCAUCUGGGAUGUCACAGCCUACCUGCCCAAGCACACGGGCGGUGCAUCCAGCGUCGGAAUCCUCUGCGGUGCCAAUGCCACGAGGUCUUUCGACAAGAACCACAAAGUAGGCUACAUGACAACCCUAGCACAGAAGGGCGGCUUCCCACAGGGCAAGAUCACUGGCGAGCAGCCAGCACUUGACUCCGGCAACGUGCAGCUUGCUCCACUGACCAUGGACGAGGUGGCAAAGCAUAACAUCGCGGCGGAUUGCUGGAUGGCAGUGCACGGCUAUGUCCUGGACGUCACCGGUUACCUGGACCGGCACUCAGGAGGUCGGAUGAGCAUUCAGGCCUCUUGUGGAGCAGACGGGACUCGGUCCUUCGACUCUGCAUCGCACCCCCAGAGCUACAUCACGAUGAUGGUGCAAAAGCGCUUCGCAACCAUGAAGGGCUGUGUGGGAAGCUGCACUAGCGGUGGUUCCACGCCGACCCAAGGCAACGGCAUUGCAGCCCCAGAGUCAAUGACAGGGCCAACUGGCCAGGUCCCUGCAAGGCAGUGCCAAGCAGACGAGCCGACUCCACCCGCGACCACCGUGACGGACGCAGAGCUGCAGAUGCACAACACACCCACGGACUGUUGGAUGGUCCUGGGCUGUGGAGUCUACGAUGUGUCUGCAUACAAGCACAGUGGCGGAGAUGGCUCGGUGCAUGCAUGGUGUGGUGGCGAUGGUACAACGUCCUUCGUGGGGAAGCAUCCGUGGACCUAUCUGCAAAUCCUCGUGAACAAGGGCGCGGUUCUCAUGGGGAAGUACGGCGGAACUUCAGUACCUCAGAGCGUGGGAAGACAGACACCCCUGGUCCUCAGCGAGAUUGCCAAGCACAACACCCCCACAGACUGCUGGUCCUGUGUCCAUGGGAACGUCUAUGACCUCACUUUCUACAUGCCAGACCAUGAUGCUGGCACUGCGGUCAUUGAGCCAAUGUGCGGAGAGGAUGCUACGGCUUACUUUGCCAUGGCUCAUGCGAAGGGUGCUCUCGAUGGGCUCCCCAUCAAGGGCUCCUGUGACCCACGUGCAGAGCAGGCAUUCACCGAGCAGAACAUUUUGGAUGGUUUGGCCUUCGUUGCCUAUGUGCUUUUCCCUUGGUUUCUCCACCACGUGUCUCCUGUGUUCAUGAGCCCUGCCAUGCAAGACAGGAUCUUCCGCAGGCCAAUUGUGGCCAAGCCUCUUACAGGUUGCCUAGGGAACCUCUUGAACAGCUACCUGGAGAUGCCGAUCGGGGUUGCCGUGAUGUUGCUCUGGUUCCUGACGGCCACCGCGCUGCUCUCCACCUUCUGGGCGAUCCACUACGAGCUCUACUACCUGCCCGAUUUUACCGUGCCAGGCUGGAUUGGCCGAAUGACGGUAUACAUGAUCUCCAUCGCCACUUACCUGGGAACCCGUCGCUGGUCCUUAGCAUGGACUAUGUAUCAGAUCUCCUACGAAAAGACACUCAAGGCUCACUACGUGGUGGGCUCCGUGGCCAGCAUCUACAUGCUUCUGCAUGGGAUCCUGUACAUGGUUGCCUUCGGGCCGGACAUGCUGCCGGAGCAUCAGGUGACGACCGCCUACACGCUCUUGGUGUGCAUUCUUAUUGUGUUUCCCUUCAGCAUCAACAAUUUCCGGGUUCGGUGGUACAGUGUUUUGCAAGGUCACUCACUUCCUGGCACCUGUCAUAGUUAUUGUGGCGAACCUGCACAUCCUCUCUCUCAACGUUGA
Symbiodinium sp. CCMP2592 is the source of this 4230-nucleotide messenger RNA. NCBI's taxonomy places the organism in Eukaryota, Dinophyceae, Suessiales, Symbiodiniaceae. The record is from the annotation of a GenBank genome assembly.